Cavia porcellus (domestic guinea pig) is the source of this 825-nucleotide messenger RNA. RefSeq lists its product as uncharacterized. Bases 46 to 825 code for a protein of 259 amino acids. The transcript is spliced from 9 exons. The record is from RefSeq and is a predicted model, not a curated record. Lineage: Eukaryota; Metazoa; Chordata; Mammalia; Rodentia; Caviidae.
AAAUCGGAGUGUUUACGCAUAAAAGAAAAUGUGAAAAGUCUCGAAAUGGAGAUUUUGAGCCAGAAUAUGAAAAGGAAGAAACCAGCAGGAAAACUUGAACAUGCUCGGAAAGACUUGUCAAAUGACAGUUUGUUGACAGAAGCACAAGGUCAAGGUACAAGCUCUGUGCAACAUGAUGAAAAAAUGGAAGAACCCUUAGACAGGAUUAAAUCAGAGUGUUUACGCAUAAAAGAAAAUGUGAAAAGUCUCGAAAUGGAGAUUUUGAGCCAGAAUAUGAAAAGGAAGAAACCAGCAGGAAAACUUGAACAUGCUCAGAAAAACUUGUCAAAUGACAGUUUGUUGACAGAAGCACAAGGUCAAGGUACAAGCUCUGUGCAACAUGAUGAAAAAAUGGAAGAACCCUUAGACAGGAUUAAAUCAGAGUGUUUACGCAUAAAAGAAAAUGUGAAAAGUCUCGAAAUGGAGAUUUUGAGCCAGAAUAUGAAAAGGAAGAAACCAGCAGGAAAACUUGAACAUGCUCAGAAAAACUUGUCAAAUGACAGUUUGUUGACAGAAGCACAAGGUCAAGGUACAAGCUCUGUGCAACAUGAUGAAAAAAUGGAAGAACCCUUAGACAGGAUUAAAUCGGAGUGUUUACGCAUAAAAGAAAAUGUGAAAAGUCUCGAAAUGGAGAUUUUGAGCCAGAAUAAGAAAAGGAAGAAACCAGCAGGAAAACUUGAACAUGCUCAGAAAAUCUUGUCAACUGACAGUUUGUUGACAGAAGCACAAGGUCAAGGUACAAGCUCUGUGCAACAUGAUGAAAAAAUGGAAGAACCCUUACAAUAG